Messenger RNA from Aspergillus homomorphus CBS 101889, 1115 nucleotides. Its product is annotated as type II myosin. NCBI's taxonomy places the organism in Eukaryota, Fungi, Ascomycota, Eurotiomycetes, Eurotiales, Aspergillaceae. The transcript is spliced from 3 exons. The coding region runs from base 265 to 876 and encodes 203 amino acids. The record is from RefSeq and is a predicted model, not a curated record. Gene Ontology annotation, cellular component: myosin complex. Gene Ontology annotation, molecular function: ATP binding; cytoskeletal motor activity; actin filament binding.
GACGCUGCAGUUCUCCCCGAGGUUUACACUUCUUGUUUCUCUUGAUCUAAUCUCACUCACCUUCCACGUUCAAUCCCCUCCCCAUCCCCCCUCCACUUCAUUCCUCUUUUGCUUCCCUUCUUUCCAUUCGGCCUGCAUGCUUCGCUAAGAGGCUACUAGACGUCCCAUUCCUUGUCCCUUCCUUGUCUUUUGCCUCAUAUUGCCAUUGUUAUGAUUACACGACCUUUCUGUUGAAUAAUGUUUCAUUGUUGAAUUGACGACGACAUGCUUCCUUCUCAGUUAAAUGGCUCCCCAAAACGAGCCAACCCUUUCGGUCGCGCCUCACCAUCACCGUCUGCCUCCCCAAACCCGCAGGCAAGAGGGCUGCGCCCCAAGUCUGCCAUCGUUACGUCGCCCAACAGAUUCCAAGAGGCUCGAGGGCACUUUCGGAACGCAUCUUCAGUUUCGCACGCAUCCACUUCUCUAGCUCCUCGACCAGGAGUUCGCCAGAGGUCAGGCUCGUUCAGGAAUGACGCUGCGUCCGGGACAUUUGCGCCGGAGUUCAUCAAGACGGAAGAGCUCCGGCGGGGAGCCGAUCAGAUCCGCGGUCAGGAAGGCGACAAUGACUUCUCCGGAAAUAAAUAUGUCUGGCUACGUGAUCCGGAGAAGGCGUUUGUACGUGGACUGGUAUUGGACGAAAAUGAAGGUGGUCGGUUGCUUGUUCAAACCGACGAUGGAGAGCAACGAGAGGUUGAUGUCGAUCAAGUCGACAAGGUCAACCCGGCCAAGUUCGACAAGGCUGAUGAUAUGGCUGAAUUGACGCAUCUUAAUGAGGCCUCAGUGGUCCACAACCUACAUACCCGAUAUCAAGCCGAUCUCAUUUAUGUGAGUCUUUGAAUGCAAUCGGAUAUUUCAUGUCCACAUCGACUGAGAUCUCAUCUUCUAGACAUACUCGGGUCUGUUCCUCGUCACUAUUAACCCGUAUUGCCCGCUGCCAAUUUACUCCAACGAAUAUGUCAAGAUGUACAAAGGUCGAAGUCGAGAUGAAAACCGGCCUCACAUCUUCGCUAUGGCGGACGAGGCAUUCCGAAAUCUGGUAGAGGAAGGCGAGAACCAAAGCAUCCUGGUGACUGGAG